AUGCAAACGACCAAACGAAAGGCCCUGCCAUAUAUCAUUGGCCUCCACCUUGCCUUUCUUCUGUUUGAAGCAGACUUUUACUGUCUUGCCAUAUGGCAGAGCCACGAGCUACAUAAUCAACCGGUAUAUUCCUUUGGACAAGCCGAGUAUUUGUCUGUCAUGUGCUGGAGUGGAAUAUGCUUAGUGUUUGUUUGUUUGGAAGCGAUCGAUUGGGUGAUGCACUUCGAUCGAAAUGGUUCUGUGAAAUACAAAUUCUACAAAGCGUUUUAUUAUGAAGACCAAUCUUACUUGAAAGAGACAGAAAAACGGAAGCUUGUUCAGAAGAUGCGAUGCUUGUCAACGAAAAAAUGGACAAAGGUCCUCGAAGCUUUCGUUAAAACAUACAAGCCCCCAAGCCGGGACGACAAGAAAAUGGCUGUUGGCGAAAUAGCAGCAUCCCUUGCAGAUUAUCUUUCGGACCUGGAUAUUACGAAAUCGGAUACAAUAAUGGGUCUCUUCAUCCUACACUGGCAGACAAUGCAAUGGAUUGGAGGGAACUCGGUUGUUAACGCAAAUUAUGUCCUUCAGCAGACUGAUCCGGUCAGUACGGAUAUUGCAGAUAAGAUGCCUAACUACGAAACCUACGCUCCCAAGGACAUUCUCGAUAAACAAUGGCUGCAUAUUUCCCGUCUUCGUCAAUAUGCUCAUUUCAUCAAUGCGUCCUACGGGUGGAUUUACUAUUCUGCUGUAAACAUGUGCAACUGUACCGCAGCCAGUCGCCUGUAUGAAAAACUCUCGUGCCGUAAUAAGGCAGUACCCGAACGUCAGCGUGAUUUUGAACAGGGCAUUCGAGGACCUGGUUGCUGUCUGUGUGCUGGAAGGAACGCGUACCUCGCAGCCUUCCUAGAAAUGUCCGGAUUGCAUGUCGAGUCCGUCCUCCUAUUUGAAUUUUCAGAAUCAUUUUACGAUGCGACGGUCAUGCUUGUCAUCGAUGAUCUCACAAAGGCCAUCGUGCUAAUUGUGCGGGGAACUCUCAACACCAAUGAAACCCUCGUGGACAUGCUCGCACUCGCUGAACCUCUGCGUCCGGAGGAUCAGGAAUUACCACCGGAGGAGCGCUUUAUAGCACACGGCGGAAUGGUUAAAGUCGCGAGAAAUCUCUGUGAGAAGAUGCUGAAGGCCUAUGCAUUUGAACCACCUGGUGCGCUAAUGAAUGAGCGCCUCUCUGAGUACACGAAAGAUUUCCUUGUGUCAACAAUUUUUGGCUGUGACGUUAUCGGACGUUUGGGAGUCGCAACACUGGAGGACUUGCGUGCGCGCCUCAUGCAUGCCCUGGUUGUCUGUAAUAUUUCCAAACCGCGACUCAUGUUUGGACAUUUUGUCCGACUUAUUUGUGGCUUCCUCUCCCCCUGCUGCCAGCGCUCUGACAUAGCCGACAUCGACAGAUUACUGAGUCCGGAGGCCAAAGCUAAGUUACUUGACCCUGACCUGGAUGAUGUCUACAACUCGCCUAUUGGAGGCAGCCUGAAGGACAACAAGGCCGAGGUUCUCUUCGGAGUGUCACACGUUGACAGACUUCGGUCCACAGACCGAUCCCUUAUGAACUGGAAGAAACCAGAAGCUCGCAAACUUCUUCGUCUCUCUCGGCCAGUCUCUAGGAGGGUCUGGUUGGACCCAGAAGAAGCCCUCACGAUUGACAAGCUCCUCUCGUCUUUACCGGAUGGCCGCUGUGGAGCCAGAGUGCUGCAUGUGCUGAAUGUCGACAGAGACUUUGAGAUCCCAGGAGUGCCGCAGUUUAAAAAGUAA
Dibothriocephalus latus is the source of this 1785-nucleotide messenger RNA. NCBI's taxonomy places the organism in Eukaryota, Metazoa, Platyhelminthes, Cestoda, Diphyllobothriidea, Diphyllobothriidae. The record is from the annotation of a GenBank genome assembly.